AUAUUUUUUUAAAAGCCACACAUGUUGCAAUACAGGCGCAUGAGAAGGUCAACAAAGUUCACGUAGAAACUUAUUAUUCAAUUAAUUAAUAUUUAAGGAAAAAGUUAAUGUUUUUUUGAAUUAUAAUUAUGUCGUGGUUAGUGAAGACAGCUUUUCAAGAAGUUGCAAAUUUUAUAAAACCAACAAAAUCUUGUCUUGAAGUUACGGUGAGAAAUAAAGCAAGAAAAGUACUCGCAAGUGUAAAAAGUGGAGGAAAUUGUAUUGCGAAGCAUAGAGGAAUUAAAAGACACGAAGGAACUUAUGUUUAUGCUGGAACGAUAUUAGCAACUCAAAGAAAAACUAGAUUUCAUCCCGGUCUAAACGUUGGAAUGGGUAGAAAUGGAACUCUAUUUGCAAUGAAUCCUGGAAAAGUGGUAAUAACAUCCGAAAUAAUUGAUCCAAAUUUUACACAUUUUUGGGUUAGAAAAAAUUACGAAGGUCGUGAGGGUCAAGUUAUUUAUAAAAAACAUUUUAACAUUAUUCCCUUUGAACAACACGAUCGUUUUAUUCUCAAAGAUGUCGUUUAAUUUUUAUAUAAAGAAUAAAAUUUAGAAUUUACUUCAAAAA
Molecule: messenger RNA, 606 nt
Organism: Leptopilina heterotoma
Lineage: Eukaryota; Metazoa; Arthropoda; Insecta; Hymenoptera; Figitidae
Gene: mRpL27
Product: 50S ribosomal protein L27
Exons: 3
Coding region: 129-566 (145 amino acids)
Biological process (GO): translation
Cellular component (GO): ribosome; mitochondrial large ribosomal subunit
Molecular function (GO): structural constituent of ribosome
Source: RefSeq, a predicted model, not a curated record